This is a messenger RNA of Falco peregrinus (peregrine falcon), 4113 nucleotides long. Its product is annotated as GTP-binding protein Rhes-like. The record is from RefSeq and is a predicted model, not a curated record. Gene Ontology annotation, molecular function: GTP binding; GTPase activity. Bases 2826 to 3452 code for a protein of 208 amino acids. NCBI's taxonomy places the organism in Eukaryota, Metazoa, Chordata, Aves, Falconiformes, Falconidae. The transcript has a single exon.
UGGACAUAAAGGGCUGCAGUGGAAAACAAGUCUUUGCAUUCAUCCUUCUUUGGUUUCUUCCCUUCCUUGCACACAGCCCCCCUGUGCUUUGCUUUCCCUGCUGUCAGUGGACAUAAACUAAUAUGGAAUGAGACAUUCAUGCAAAAGGCCUUUGGAAAUAUUCAUUGCUCAUCUCUUAACAAGAUUACCCCUGAAAUCCUCCAUUGCUCUGAGGGAGAUUUAAAACCGUUCAGGCUCUUGGUAACCAUAGCAGCACAGAUGUGAAAACUGAGGGGAGACAACUGAUGUGAAAAAUCAUUGGGAUGUACAGACAGGCUGCCUGCGACUGCAGCACCAAGGCAGGGGAGUUUCUUCCCUGCAACACAUUUCUUUGUCUACCACAGCCAGGGCUGGCUCUUCACCCUGGCCAGACCACGCAGGGCACAUCCACUCCGCAGAAACGGCUCAAACCGCAGACCAUGGUAGUGGUGUGACCCUGUGCUGGCUCCCACGGGCACCUGCCCCACCGCAAUUUGGGAAAACCUCCAUGGCUGGCAUUGCUGCUCAGCGUUUCCCAGCGCAUCCACCAGCUCGUGGCUCCUUCCCUGCAGGGAGCCGGCAAUAACCGCGAUGGGUUACAGCCACGACAGGGUGCUUGGUGCCCAGGGUCCCCGUUCCCUCCGGCCAUGGGUUCUUCCUUCACCUUGGGCACCAUUUCCUCACCUGUAAGAGGCACUAGAUGUUGUGAGGUUGAACAGAUUGAUGUUUUAAGGCCCUUUGGAACAAAAUAUUGGGAAAGUAAGCAGUGGUGAGGGCAUUGCACAGGGCCCUGGCACCUCCCGAGAGCUGGCUGAGGCCUGCAGAGCUUCGCCAUAGCCGACUGGGAGGAACCACAUGAAACCCUCUCCUCUCUUGAAAGCCCCUGUCACUAUGUCUAUCUAAGCACAAAGAAGCAUUAACCAAAAUUAUUUUCUUAUUUUAAAAAAAUGAGGUUUGGAUUUAAACGGCUUCCAAAAUUGGGGUGAGAUUACUUGUCAUGUCCUGCUUCCUCACCACCUUCGGUUCUUCAUUUCUACUGAUGUUGAUGUCACUGCUUCGUUCACAUGUCUGAACCCGGCAUCCUCUGUUCAUCCACCCCUUCUCCUGGGUUUUGGCCUGACGAGGUCCUAUGGCCAUGACAUCUUCUGCCUCCUCGGCUCCUAACUCCUGUGGCUCAGUCUUUGGCAUGGCCUUUGGGCUUUCCGCAUGGCACAGCAAGUCUCUCCAAAAAGAGCUUCAUGUCGGCGACUGAAGGUGCUUCACUAGAUGGUGCAAAACCCCACAGGGUGCCACGGUAUGGUGGGUACUUCUGGGCACCAGUCCCAGUUCUGUUACGGACCCAACCUUCCCCUUCUCCCAGGGUAGGCUGAGCCGAGGACAGGGCUCUGCUCACCCCGCUGCAGUCUCGUGGCUCUCCUGAUAAUAAGAUCAGAUAGGAAAAGCUGUUAACAUGGCUAAAAUGUAACAAUAAUUGGGGAAUUAAAAGGCAGGAAUAAUUCUUGUUGAAAAGGGCUUUUGAAAUCAACAGCAUGAAACGCUGAAACAGGUACUUUGCUAUGGAAAGCAAAUCAACUGCAUUAAACCUACCAAAACUAGCAAAGCUAGAAAAAACCCCACACGCCUACAAAUUUAGGAAAAAAAACCCCCCUUAUUUUAACUUCUGAGCAAGUUCCCUUUGUAUUUGUACUUUGCAUAAAUCAGCUUCUGAAACAACUCUGGUGUGAAAUAGGGAAGGUGACUGCUGAGGAAACAAACCCAGACAGGGCAACCUGCACCUCUACGAGCAAACCCACUUCCAGAGGUGAUGCCCAUCCAGGUGGAGAUGGGGACCGACACACAUCCCGCCUCUCCACUCUACUGACCAACCAACUGUUCUGGGUCACGGUUCUGCUGAAGCUGGGUCACGGCCAGCAUUCCUACCCACAGCUGCUCGGCAUCUGCUCAUGGAGAUCGCGAUGCAUCAUUUUCAGGGAGAUAUUAUUUUCCCCUCAGGUUAAAUAUUUCAUAAAAUCACAGAAUAUCUGACAGCUGAAUGUGGAGGUUACGACACAGGGGUUUCACAGAGAUCUUAUUUUUCCCCUCAGGUCAAAUAUCUCAUAGUGUCACUUAAGAGUUGGGCACGUUUGCAACAACCCCUUCUGCAAACAAGUUGCCAGCCUCAGAUAAGCGCAUGAAACGCUGCGGGUGACACUGGCCAGCCCCUGUCACUUGCGGCCUUGAGCCACCCAACGGGUGGGGGACAGCCGCUGGGCUCCCCUGCUGCCAGCCAGCCCACGCCAAGAGCCACAUUAAUUUCCAGGGAGGACAAAAGGCAGGACAGCUCGCGCAGCGUGGCGGCUGGAUGCUGUGGCUCCCCCGCGCCACUGGCAGCAGCGAGUGAUGCAGGCAGCGAGCGAUGCGGGCAGCGAGCGAUGCAGGCAGCAAGCGAUGCAGGCAGCGAGUGAUGCAGGCGCAACGCGUAGGGCUGGGGUGGCUGCAGGGCUGAGCUGUGCGGAUUGGCCCGAGCACCCCGCUCCCCCCCCUCGCCCUCCCUCCUUCAGCAUCCUCAACCCAGGAGAUUGGACAGCCUGGUGCCACAUGGCAGAGAGGAACCAGGAUAAAAAAAUGAGCUGGACUUGGGGACUGUAGUGUCCGCAGCGGAACAGCUGGGAGAACUUGGCAGGGAGGUGGCACCAAACUUCCCUGGCUGCACCGAGCCGGGGCAGGGGAGCACGGGCAGACGGUGGGACGCCGGGUCUGCGGCCACCCAGGGGCACCUGUGGGGCGAGCGCCAGCUGCGGAGCAUCCCGUCCCCUCUGCGCCCAGCCAUGUCCCUGGUGGUGAAGGAGAAGAACCAUGUGCGGCUGGUCUUCUUGGGUGCUGCUGGUGUGGGGAAGACAGCCCUCAUCCGCCGCUUCCUGAUGGACACCUUUGAGUCCAAGCACCGGCGCACAGUGGAGGAGCUGCACAGCAAGGAGUACGAGGUGAGCGGGGCCACGGUCAAGGUGGAAAUUCUGGACACCAGUGGCAGCUACUCCUUCCCAGCCAUGAGGAAGCUCUCCAUCCAGAACAGCGAUGCCUUCGCCCUGGUCUAUGCUGUAGAUGAUGCCGAGUCCUUUGAGAGUGUCAAGAGCUUGCGGGAGGAGAUCCUGGAGCUGAAGGAAGACAAGUUCCCUCCCAUCGUGGUGGUCGGCAACAAGGCAGAGAGCGGCGGCGAGCGGCAGGUGCCAGUGGAGGAUGCCCUCUCGCUGGUGGAGCUGGACUGGAACAGCCGCUUCGUGGAGGCGUCGGCCAAGGACAACGAGAAUGUCCUGGAGGUCUUCAGGGAGCUGCUGCAGCAAGCCAACCUGCCCAGCCGGCUCAGCCCGGCUCUCUGCAAGAGGAGGGAGACGUUGCCCAAGGAGCAGGGGCUGAGGCCUCCCAUGAACAAGACCAACAGCUGCUCGGUGUGCUGAGCCGGCUGCCUGGGGCUGGGAGGAAGGCACCGGCAGCAGCGGCACCGGCUGGAAACUCAGGUGGGCUGGGUGGGGAGAGGUGCUGCCCCAGGCAAAACCAACCCUGCUGCCUCCCACCCCUUCCCUCCUCUUCCCCACCCAGCCUGCCCGGAACGGUGAGAGUUGGAGAUGCCAAGUAGGAGGGACUUGGAAGGGAUGCUGGCUGCGGGAAGGGCACGGGGAGGGGGUGAGCUCCCAAGGAGGCAGGAGGUGUAACUGGGAAACUGCUGUGGUCAGCCAGCACCUUGCAUCUGUGCCAUGGUGAGCCGGCAGGCAGGCAGGCAGCUCCUCACUUACUAGGAAAGGCGGAAAAACAACAGGUCUUUGGCUGCAUGCAUCAGAUGGCAGCUGGGAGCACCUGUGCAGCUGCAUCGCGCCCGCCAGUGCUGCUCCCCCAGGACUCGUUCGGGUCCUGUGUCACCUCGCCCCAAGCACUUGCACGUACAACCUCCUGGCGCGGCUACGGUUACAACGACAGAUCCAGCGUCCAAAGUGGUUUUGAUUUUGUACCUUGGCAUCAAGCAUGCGAUAGGGCAGUCUAUGCAGCAAUUUGGUUUUCUGUUUUCUCUAUUCUUUUUUUUUUAAUUUUAACCACACCCAAUAAACAUGUUGUUGCAAAGUG